Molecule: messenger RNA, 564 nt
Organism: Iphiclides podalirius (scarce swallowtail)
Lineage: Eukaryota; Metazoa; Arthropoda; Insecta; Lepidoptera; Papilionidae
Source: the annotation of a GenBank genome assembly
AUGUCUUUAUCUUUGCCGACACAGUUUUAUUGCGGCCGACGCGCGGGCACGCGGCGUUCUUGCCGACGGCGGGGCGAGCACGCGGACCUUUAUCGAUAUUUGAAAGCGUCGAUUCGGGAAGCCGCCAAAUCGGCUGGGUGCGAGUUAACAAGCAUCGCUGCCCCGUCGGGGCUUCGAGAACGUUCCAUCGUGCGUCGGUCGCGGCUAACGAAAGAGCGACGCGAAACUGGCACGCAAUUAGUGUACGCGCGCAGGAAGCGGACCGCCGUUAUUAUUUUCGAAUUAGUCACGACGAUAAUCCGAACGUUUUCGGCGGCGGACGCGCACUUUCGGCGGUGCCGUGAGAAUGGUAAGAGUCCCCGUCGUCACGACAGCCCUGUCGCGCAUUUCGAGAUUGUCUCCCCGCAACAAUGGUCGAUGCAUAUCAGCUGCCCGUUAGUGUACAAACGCGCACACAUGCACAUGUCGGUGCACACGCGAAGGUGCCCCGACACGCGCAUGUGUGCUGUUGGCUCGUGUGCUCACAUGCGCAUGUGCGCGUUCGAAACUAGUUUCGCGGGAAUA